Molecule: messenger RNA, 3798 nt
Organism: Leptopilina boulardi
Lineage: Eukaryota; Metazoa; Arthropoda; Insecta; Hymenoptera; Figitidae
Product: odorant receptor 9a-like
Exons: 10
Coding region: 2016-3266 (416 amino acids)
Biological process (GO): detection of chemical stimulus involved in sensory perception of smell; sensory perception of smell
Cellular component (GO): plasma membrane
Molecular function (GO): odorant binding; olfactory receptor activity
Source: RefSeq, a predicted model, not a curated record
AAUCUUCGAUUAAAAGUUGGUUCAAUCCUCAGUUCAAGCCCACCGUGAGCUGCGCAACUUUAACGGACAGGUGCUCUCUUGUAGAUUGUUUAGCUUGACCACUUAAACUAAAAAAGUAACAAAAACUCGGUGUACAGAGAAUCAAUGUGGAAUAGAAAAUGUAUAAAAAGAGUCUCUUUUUGCAGUCUUUUACAUCAUCUCUUCUCCUUUGCUUUACGGUAUACAUAUUGUUCCGUUUUCUAUUUAGGGUCCGAACUCCGAGUCGUCUCUUGAGCUUCUGUGUUCACACUGUCCUUUGCCUUGAAUCUGAAAAUGAAAAUAAAAGCGUCCGAGUGAGAAACUGAUAUUACAAAACAGAGACUCGGAACCUCAAAUUCUGUAUUACCAUAACAUGUUUUCGUCUGUAAGCAAUAAAUUCAGAGUUAAAAACAUGGUUCUUAUUAUGGUUAGAAGCGCUGACUCUUGGAGUAUUAAGUCAUUUAUCAUUCAAGUAAUAAAGAUUAAGAAUUUUGUUAAUAGAACGAGGUUACCUUGGAGAAAUCCUAAUGCUUGACUAGGUUUCCGUGGAAGGAGGAGAAGAACCCGUUUUCUUGAUCUUCUCCCAGUUCUGCUUAUCUCCAGUUUAUGGAUUUGAAGUAAGGAAGCAUAAAGGGGACUUCUUCCGCUAACGGAGUUGAAAGCUGGAAGGUAUACUGAAAAAAAUUUGGUGUCGCUUGCACCACAGUACCCGUAGCGUUGCAACUCUCUUGCUUUGGGUAGGCUGCUGCUUCGUUAUCGGAAUGCUGCAUUGCCAAAAAGAAGCGCAGCGAUACAGAUUUUUGAAUUGCUGCUUCCUUUUUUCAAUGGGAAUGCUGGUAGUAGAAAAAAAGUAUCGGAGCGGUCUCCCACGGCACGCAAGUGCUACCAUAAAAGAAGGCAGAUAUUCCAAAAGCGAGAGAGGCGCUACACUCUGUUUAGCAAACUAGCGACAAUCGCUGUUACGGCAGUGACACUAAAUUUUUUCAGUGUAGUUCUGCAAGUGUAAGCGGGAUUUAGUUUGAAUCCUUUUAAAUAUGUAUACAUCAAAAUUAGUAAAUAUUACUACUGUGCAUGAGCAGUUCCAAAAUUCGAACACGAAACUCUUGCUUCGAGUGGUCAAGACCCCUCGAUGUAUUUCAAUUGAAUCGUUUCGUCUACGAACGCUCAGUGAGCAGUUCGAGAAUACGGUUUUCGACAAAGUCAUUCAAAAGUCUCCGAUUUGUGGAAGGAACUCAUUUCAAAAAUAUCACCCCCGAACAAGAACGCUCAUUAUCACAUAACUUAGGAGUACGGGUUCCAAAUAUCUGUCUUGGAAGUUUAUGGCCAUAAAAAGCUUUAUUAUAUGGCUUGUUCUGGGAUGAGUAUAUAAAUGACUGAGUAUCAUGGUAAGAAAAUUAUAGCUAUUAAUCCAAUACGCGUCCUGUAUGGGAUUUGAAAUAAUAAGUAAGAGGAAGUGACGACAGAAAUAUAAUAUUUUUAUUUAUCUAAAAUAGGUGAAAUACUCCCAUGUACAGGAAGAGAAAAAUUAGGUUGCAACAACCGGAGACUCCGGUUGAAACUACUUGACCGACGCAGGCGUGAACGCAACUACCGAUACACAAGUCAGUAUAAUUUGGUAGCCAGGCAGUUUUGGCCUGGCUGUCUCAAGUAGUAUCAAUUGAGCAGGAAAAAGCUUGGUCGGUAUCGCCUGAGAACAACAAUAGCUGCAAUUAAAGACCCAAGUCAAAACAGCCUGGCUCCCUGGUUAUAAUUACUUGACUUUAUAAAAUCAACAUGACUACUUAAAAGAAAGCAGUUGGAACUUUUUUUUUCUCUCUGUGUACUGUGUUGUGUCUACAAAAAUUACAAGAAAACUGAUUUGUAUUUUAGUUUUGUCUACAGAGUCUAUAGACGCUAUAAUGCAACCGCAUUGAUUAAAUUUUUUUUCAUAUAUAACUGAAAGCUUUUCAACUGAUCUAAGGAAAUUCUACAUCUGCAUGAAUAUUUAAAUACCCACUAUGGAUUCGUGCAAGGAACGUGUGAAAGCUUACAAGCAGUCAUACAUCUCAUAUUACAUUCAGCUAUCAUUGUGUAAGCAUAAAAAAAAUGGACAUAAUAAAAAAUCCGUAUUACAAUAUUAUCAGAUAUACUAUAAUUGUAUCAGGACAAAGUCAAUAUCAGGCCAAGUGGCUAAAUAUCUUAAUAAAAUUAUUUUAUUUGUUUAUUAUGAUUUCUUUUAUUAUUGCUCAGGUUUCAUAAAAGUAUCUGGUAAUAUUGACUUGAUGUUGUUGUGCAUUCCGCCAGUAUGUUAUAGUUCAAUAAGUGCAAUUAUUUUUAUAAAUAACAUUAUGAAAGUAAAACAAAUGAAUGUUGUUUUUGGAAAAAUGCAAAACGACUGGGAGACAUUAAAAUCAAAACGUGAAGUUGAUAUUCUACAUAAAUAUGGAAGACAAUGCAGAUUUUACACUAUACUAUCCUUUAUUGGAUCAUUUGGUCAUGCUACAAUCUAUGUGUUUUCACAUCUUAUUCCUCUAGUGAUUAACCUUUUUAGAAAUAAUCAUGAGCAUCGACCGGCUAAUACUCUCUUUGAGUAUGGUUUAGAUGCAGAAAAAUACUAUUAUUCGAUAUCAAUUCACAAUUAUGUAGCUGCAUUUGCUUGUACUGUUGCGUUUGUUAAUGGAGAUACACUUCUCUAUAUGUUCUUGGAGCAUGCUUGUGGAAUAUUUGAAAUUUUAGGACAUAAAUUGACUACUGCCAUAAAAGAAAAUCCUGAUUCCAAUAAUAAUGUCAGUUUUCAAAAGAAGCUACAGGGCGAAAUUAAAAUUUGUGUGUCAAUGCACAGAAGACUUUUAUUAUUUGUCAAUGAUGUCCAGGAAGUUUUAUCAACGGCCUAUCUUUUCAUAUUUGGGCUCAGUAUUAUAGAUUUAAGCAUCACAGGAGUCCAGUAUGUGAUGAGUGCGAAGGGUUCUGGGGCUGGUAUAAGAUUUGGAACAUACGCAAUAUGUCAAGUGUUUCAUAUAUUCUUUUUAACUCUGCCAACGCAGCAUCUACUGGAUAACAGCCUUAGUCUCUCUAGCUCAAUAUACAAUUCAGACUGGUUCAAUCUAUCAAUGAAAACAAAAAAACUUUUACUCAUAAUAAUGAUUAGAGAAUGCAAACCCACUACAUUCGUUGUUGGCAGAAUAUUUGUACUCUCAUUUCAAACUUUUACAAAGGUUCUUCAAACAUCAAUGUCAUAUUUCACUGUAUUGAUGUCUGUACAAGAAUAAAAUGGCAUUUCGACUCGUGCAUUCUGAAAUAAUGAUUUGGAUAUUCAAAUAAUCUUUCUUAAAUAUUUAAUUUUAAAAAAAUAUUUAGAUUUUAAAUUGCAGUUAAUAUUAAUGUUGAUUAAAAUUAUUUUACUAUCAAAAGAUAAGUUUAAACAUGAUAUUUAUAUAAUUAUUAUAGUUAAAACUAUUUAGAUAUGGCAUUAAAUUUUUUAUUGUAUUUAGUUAAUAGUUAAAAAUUCAAAAGUAAUAGUUUACAGUAUGUAACCAUAUCAGAUAUAGAGAUUGAAAAAUUCGGAACGGAAAACUCAUGUGGUUUUAAUAAAUAAAUUGUUAUUUGAUUAUCAAAUGCAGUAAAGUAUUUUCAUUAUUAAACUUUACAAAUUUUGCUUUGAUAAGGUGCUUAUGUAAUAAGAUGCAAAGUACAUAUAAAACUAAUUAACACGAUCUUACAUUUCCCAAUUUAAUGGACAUCUUAGAUGGUUUUGGAAAAAUUAAAAUUAAAAUCUCCCUGGUGAUAUGAGGUGUUCCACUC